UUUAGCAACAACAAAAAACUUUCCCAGAAUCCUCGAGAAGGAGCUCGGCGAAGGUGAUAUCAUCUUCGUAAAUUCAGAUUUACCCAAGCUUUCUUUUCAACCGAAUCCAAUUUAUGUCAUGCACGACAAAAAGGAAAUGUCAUUGUUUAUAUUUUGAGUAAAGUUUCAAUUGUUUUCCCUAGUAAUCACAAAUACUGGUGACCGUCUGUUGGUCGCAGACCGAAGAUGACGUCACAGAUGUAAAUACGACCUGUUUUGUGCAACUCAAGAGGGAUCUACAAAUAUUUCAAACAAAAGAAAGAAAAUGGACAGUGAAGAUGAUAUGAUAUAUGAUGAGGACUCUGAAGGUGAAGUUGAAAUCGAUUCCAGUGAUAAUGAAGACUUCGUGGAAAUGGCUGAACCCUCCUCCUCACAGGACAAAUCUGAACAAGAAGAAUUUCCAUUUGAGGUCUUGACUGCUGAUGAGAUUGUAAAGUUUAUGGUUGAUUGCAUUAAAGAAGUUAAUGUUGUGGUUCAGAUUCCUCCAACAGUUAUAAGAAUUUUACUGAACCAUUUUCGAUGGGAUAAAGAAAAGCUUAUGGAAAGGUACUAUGAUGGUGAUCAAGACAGACUGUUUUCUGAGGCUCAUGUUGUCAGUCCAUUGAGAAAAGAUUCUGGAACCGGAGCAAGGCCAAAGAAAAUGACAAGAUUGGCAACAUCAGCUGAUAGUGUUCCAGCAACUUGUGAGAUCUGUUAUGUGACUAAAUCACAGAAGGAUAUGACAGGAUUAGAAUGUGGCCAUAAAUUUUGCAGUGAAUGUUGGACAGAUUAUUUAACAUCUAAAAUUGUAGAGGAAGGUCAAGGACAACAAAUAUCAUGUGCUGCUUAUGGUUGUGAUAUUUUAGUAGAUGAUGAUACAGUUAUGAAAUUAAUAACUGAUCGAAGAACUAGAUUAAAAUACCAGCAAUUAAUAACCAAUAGUUUUGUAGAGUGUAACAAGUUAUUACGAUGGUGUCCAGCCCCAGACUGUGGGCAUGUAGUAAAAGUUAUUUUCCACGAUGCCAAACCAGUAACCUGCGCCUGUGGCCAUAUAUUUUGCUUUGCAUGUGGAGAAAAUUGGCAUGACCCAGUCAAAUGUAAAUGGUUAAGAAAAUGGAUAAAGAAGUGUGAUGACGACAGUGAAACCUCUAACUGGAUAGCUGCCAAUACCAAGGAAUGUCCAAAAUGUCGAGUGACUAUAGAGAAAGAUGGAGGCUGUAACCACAUGAUCUGUAAAAACCAGAAUUGUAAAGCAGACUUCUGUUGGGUAUGCUUAGGUCCAUGGGAACCACAUGGCUCAUCAUGGUAUAACUGUAACAGAUAUGAUGAAGAUGAGGCUAAGAAAGCUAGAGAUAACCAGGAGGUCUCUAGGGCAAUGCUGCAAAGAUAUCUGUUCUACUGUAACCGGUACAUGAACCACAUGCAAAGUUUAAAGUUUGAAAACAAGCUUUAUGCCUCCGUGAAGUUAAAGAUGGAAGAGAUGCAGCAACACAUGUCAUGGAUUGAAGUACAAUUCUUAAAAAAAGCUGUUGAUGUGUUGUGUCAAUGUAGACAAACUCUUAUGUACACAUAUGUCUUUGCUUUCUAUUUGAAAAAGAACAAUCAGUCAAUUAUAUUUGAGGACAACCAGAAAGAUUUAGAGAAUGCUACAGAACAAUUAUCUGAAUAUCUAGAAAGAGAUAUUACCUCCGAUAUGUUAAAUGACAUUAAACAGAAGGUUCAGGAUAAAUAUAGAUACUGUGAAAGUAGACGUAAUGUAUUACAGGACCAUGUACGAGAAGGUUAUGAAAAAGAAUCGUGGGAGUAUUGGGAUUAUUAUUAAUUAGAUAUAAGAACUAUAUCUAAUGUAUUUUAUAUGUCUAUCAUUGAAUACAUUCUAUCUUUUUAGAUACUGUGAAAGUAGACGUAAUGUUUUACUAGACCAUGUACGAGAAGGUUAUGAAAAAGAAUCUUGGGAGUAUCAGGACUUUUAAACUGUGAAAUGUUAGGUUUUUGAUAUUUUAUUGUGUAAAAUAUUAUUAUUAUAAAUUAAUAAUGUUGUAUGUUUAUAUCGACAUGAAAGGCUUUUAUAUUUUUUAGUCAAACAAAAUCUUUUUUCUUCUGUCAGCAUAGUAAAGAAGGAUUUAUUGAUAAUGCAAAUUACAUUCUGACUUUUUGUGUGUUUUGUUAGGUUUUGUUUUUAAUUAGAUACAAAAUACAUACAAAGACUAAACUGAAAGGAAGUAUUGAAAGUUACUGCUGAGCAGUAGGAAAGAGAUUUUGUUAUGCAUUUAUUUCCUUUUUCUGAAGGAAAUGUUAGCUUGAAGUUCAUGUGUGUAUGUAUGUUUGAAUGUUUGAUGACAUCAUCCUGUACUUAUAUCCCAUGAUGGUAUUUAUUGAUUGAUCUUAUAGAUCUAAGUUUCACAUAGAUUAUUUGAAAACAGCAUUUUUUCUUAGGUGUGACAUUUGAACUGUACUAUUUUGCAUACUUAGUUCUUUAAACAUUAAAUUUAAUGGUAAUAAUGUAUAUGUUCAAGAAGCUUUUCUUUAAAAAUGCCUAUAGCUUUAUAGUAAAUGGUCAGAAACAAAGUAUAUUUUUCUAGUUUGAUAAAUUCUCAUCAUUAUUGUAUGGAAGAACAAUUCAAAUAAAAGUAAAUUUUAUGAAACAAAAAAUUGUGGAAAAAUAAUGAAGAAGAUAAUCUUGCCAAUUAGAAAUAAGAUUUGUAUUGUGUUGGUUGCUUGGGAUUCAUUUUAGGUUUUGUUAGAUUUGUUUUUCAUUAUUUAUGUUAUUUUAGAAGUGCUUAUUAUACACAAAUCUUAAGCUUAAAAAAAUGCAAAACUUCAUGUAAGUAAGAGUAUUAGAGAUUAUUAUUGAAUAAACAUUAAGUUUUCAUCAAAUCAAAAUUUAUUGGUACAAGUCUUGAAACACAUAGAAGUUUAAGAGAUUAUUUUAUUUAAAUUAAAGAAAAUUUAUGGUUAGUCAUUUCAGUCUGGGGUACUGAAAACUAUUCAGAAGAAAUUAUUUUAGUUAAAUGCUAAGUUUACUUUUCCAUAUGAUAUAAAUAUUGUUUUGAACCCUAACAAAUUAAAAAAUAAAUGUGUAAUUGUAUGAAAUAUUUGCUGUGUGAAUCAUUUCUUAGAGAAAGUUGAUUUUGAAUUCUAUAUAUUUACCCUCAAUUUAAAGAGUUGUCUCCCAUUACUUGUCUUUUGUUGCAUAUUUAUAGCACUUAUUUUGACACAAAAUUAUUCAAAACAAAGGUGAACAGUGUGUUUGUGAAUUUAUCAAAGUUAAUAUCAAUUGUGUUUAAGGCAAACCACAAUUUUUUUUGUAUGUUUGUCAUUUUAUGUUUUAAUCUGAUUAGAUGUGUUUAACUCUAUUUUUGUCUUCACGAUUCGACUUGAUUCAUGAUGACUAUUUUCAGGAAAUUUAAUCAUCUCAAAAUUCAUUUCAAAAGCAAAAAGUCUGGUCAGUUCUGGAAUUUAGAUUACUAAGUACUUCUGUUCCAUUAUUAUUAAUUUUUAAUUUGUCUGGCUUUUCUUUUAUUUGCUGAUAUAACUGCUAGUUAAUAUAUUUUAUAGAUAUACUGUGGAUUCAUUAUUAUUCGUUGGAUACCAAUUUUCGUGGGUUUCGUGGGUACAGGUGAACCACUAAUUCAAAUGUUCAACAAAUAUCAUAUUUUCAAAAGGCUUUGUAUACAGAGAGUGGCGAAACCGCGAAAUCAAAUAUCCAGGAACAUGUAAGUUUUCAGUAAUCCACGAAAAUUGAUACCCACGAAAAUAAAUGAAUCCACAGUAACUGAAAAUUGAGCUUAGAUGCAAUUUGAAAGGAAAAUAAACCUGAACAAGAAGCUCUGCUUUGUUUUUUUACUGCCUAAACUUUUUAAAACAAUUAAUUUGAGCUUAUUUCUAUUGGUACAAUUGUAUUGUUUUGUUGCCUGUAUUCUUCCAUAAUUCUAUUCUAAAAGUUGUAAAAGGAAUGCUUUCAGUUGAUGUAGAAUUGAACAAACAGUAAAAUCAGUCCAUUCAUUAUCUUUAUUCUCAAUAACCAAAUUUUAAUAUGGUUAAUAUGGAAAUGACAUUUUUCAAGAAGCAACAUUUGUAAUGCUAGGUGAUAUAAUUCGUACUGUGUUUCAUCCUUCAAAACCAUUAAAAAAAUAUUGAUUAAAUUCAACCAUUAUUCUUAUAAUGCUUUAUUAUUAAAACUUUAUUUCUCCCCUGCAUCUAUAAAAAGAUCUUUGUCAUACUCUGCAUUGUAUUGUUCAAAUUAUUGACUUCUGUGAAAUUGUUUUAGGUAAGAUGCAUUCUGUUCAUUUUAAUUUUUAUUUCGAAGGCCUAAAUAUUGAAAAAAAUAACAAAUAUCAUGUUUGGCUUAUUGUUAUUUGAAUACCUAGAAAAAGAAUGAUUGAAUACAUGUGAAUUUCUUUUUAAAUUAGAACUGCUUUGUAAAUUGUGAUGGCAAUUGAAACAUGUGAACAUGAAGUUGUUACAAUAUCACCUUAUUAUCAAGGGAAUAUGUAUGUUUGUAUGAUGUUUUGUAAUGUUGCAUAUUAAGAUAAGAAUGAAAAUAAAAUCAAAAUAGUA
Messenger RNA from Mytilus trossulus (common blue mussel), 4578 nucleotides. Its product is annotated as E3 ubiquitin-protein ligase arih1-like. Bases 305 to 1840 code for a protein of 511 amino acids. The transcript is spliced from 14 exons. Gene Ontology annotation, cellular component: nucleus; cytoplasm; ubiquitin ligase complex. Gene Ontology annotation, molecular function: zinc ion binding; ubiquitin conjugating enzyme binding; ubiquitin protein ligase activity. Lineage: Eukaryota; Metazoa; Mollusca; Bivalvia; Mytilida; Mytilidae. The record is from RefSeq and is a predicted model, not a curated record. Gene Ontology annotation, biological process: protein polyubiquitination; positive regulation of proteasomal ubiquitin-dependent protein catabolic process; ubiquitin-dependent protein catabolic process.